This is a messenger RNA of Solea solea (common sole), 1876 nucleotides long. RefSeq names its product WASP actin nucleation promoting factor b (gene wasb). Gene Ontology annotation, biological process: actin filament organization. Gene Ontology annotation, molecular function: actin binding. Bases 134 to 1753 code for a protein of 539 amino acids. NCBI's taxonomy places the organism in Eukaryota, Metazoa, Chordata, Actinopteri, Pleuronectiformes, Soleidae. The transcript is spliced from 11 exons. The record is from RefSeq and is a predicted model, not a curated record.
AUGUGUGCACAGAACAGAGAAGAGAAACUUCCUUCACUUUAUAGAGCUCAGUGUUGUGACAGUGUCAAGAGGAGACACCUUUUCAUGCUGCUCGCACUUCGUUAGAAUAAACUGCAAGAUUUAUCAGGCAACCAUGAGCCGUGGAUCUAAAUCUAAGUCAGAGAAUGCCCACAGCUUGCUGCUGAGCCCGCAGGAGAAUGAGAAGUUGGAGGAGCUGCUGGGCAGAAGGUGUGCUUCCUUGGUCACUUCAGUAGCACAGCUGUUCAUGGCUCUGCCUCACAGUCCAUCAGUGUGGAGCUUACAGCACAGUGGAGUGGUGUGCUUCGUCAAAGACAACCCGCAGCGCUCCUACUUCAUACGCAUGUUUGACGUCAAGACAGGAAGGCAGAUUUGGGAGCAGGAGAUCUACAACCAAAUAGUUUACUACUCCCCACGGUCGUUCUUUCACACCUUUCCUGCAGAUGAUUGUCACGUGGGACUGAACUUUGCCGAUGAGAAGGAAGCAGAGGCCUUCCAAAAUGCUGUCCGGGACAAAAUCAGUCAAAGAAACACCCGCCAAGAGAAGACAGAGAGGAAACAGCGCCCCCUGCCACCUGGUGACAGAGGUGCUCUGCCUCCGCUGCCACCUGAAAAAGCAUCAUCUGGUAGCCCUGGAUCUUAUCGCAUGGCUACUGUGGACAUACAGAACCCAGAUAUCCAGUCUUCACGAUACCGCUCGAUGCCUUCUCCCGCCACUCUGUCGCCUUUGAGCAGCAAAGAUAAGAAAAAGGACAAGAAGAAGAAUAAAAAGGGCCCCAAACUUUCCAAAGCAGACAUAGGAGCACCCAGUGGAUUUAAACACGUUUCUCAUGUCGGAUGGGAUCCCAACAAUCUUGACCCUGAUCUGUUGAAUGUGCUCUCCAAAGCCGGGAUCGGUGAGGCGGACAUGAGAGAUGAAGCGACUGCUCAGCUUAUCUAUAAUGUCAUCGAGCAGUCUGGAGGCAUGGAGGCGGUAAAAAGGGAGCUGAGCAAAGAAGCUUCUGGACCUCCACUCCCUCCACCCAGCAGAGGCUCACUGCCUCCUCUGCCAGGCUCCAGUCCCUCCGCCCCGACCCCCCCACCUCAUCGAGGCCGGUCUGGACCCCUGCCUCCCAUCCCAGGCCAGCCACAGCGAGGGUCCCCGACUGCUCAUCCAGCCACAGCACGUGGAGGGAUGCCUCCCCCACCACCUCCAGCCAACAGAGGUGGUCCUCCACCACCACCACCACCUGUACACUCUGUCCCCUCACCUCCCACCUCACAUUUCUCCCACGUCUCAACACCUUUGGCCCCCCACAACAUGCCUCCUCCGCCACCACCGUCUAGCCAGCAUUGCUCAAUGGGCUUCCCAUCUCCUCCUGUCCCGUCUACACCCAGCAGAGGGGGUGGAGGCCCACCACCUCCUCCUCCCCCUCCUCCUCCACCACCUCCGCCUUCAAAUUUCCCAACACCACCACGUUCUGUAUCAGGUGGGCCUCCGCCACCUGCCCCCGAAUCCAUUGGAGGAGGAGACGGCAGAGGAGCCCUGCUGGAUCAGAUCCGACUGGGGAAGAAACUCAGAAAUGUGCCAGAUAGUGUGGAUGCUGCAGCGCCUACAUCUCCAGGAUCAGGUGAGGGCAUCGUUGGUGCUCUCAUGAUGGUCAUGCAGAAGAGGAGCAAAGUCAUCCAUUCAUCUGAUGAAAGCGAAGACGAGGGCGGAGACGACGACGAGGACGACGACGAAUGGGACGACUGAUAAAAGGUUCUCGUUUUGUGUGGAUCUUAAACCUGUGAACGACUGAAUGCCCGAUUUACUUGUGAAAAAAACAAACAAACUGCGUAGACGAAUAAAUAAAACACAUCAUUCAAUAUAAAAGGA